This is a messenger RNA of Caenorhabditis sp. 36 PRJEB53466, 225 nucleotides long. NCBI's taxonomy places the organism in Eukaryota, Metazoa, Nematoda, Chromadorea, Rhabditida, Rhabditidae. The record is from the annotation of a GenBank genome assembly.
AUGCAGUUCUGGUCUAUUCUAUUCUUUAUUCUCGCCCUCAUGGUUGUGCUCAUCACUCCCGUUCAGUCGGCCUCCGACGCAGACAUUUCGACUCUUCUAGCUCUUAAGGACAAGGUCACCGAUUUUCUGGCGGGAUCCAACUUGAGCCCGCAGGCCAAGGCUAAGAUCCAAUCGAUGGUCGAAAAGAAACAGGCGGAUGUUGAAAACGCUCUAAGCAGAAAAUGA